AUGACUGCAGCUGCUCUCAUCGGAGACCAGCUGAUCCUUGAAGAGGACUAUGAUGAUAAUUAUACACCUUCUGAACAAGAGAUCCAUGAGUACGCAAGAGAGAUUGGCAUUGAUCCUGAAAGGGAGUCGGAGCUCCUGUGGCUGGCCAGGGAAGGCAUUGUCGCCCCUCUCCCCCCCGAGUGGAAGCCUUGCCAGGACGUGACGGGGGAUAUCUACUAUUUCAACUUCUCCUCGGGACAGUCCACGUGGGACCACCCCUGCGACGAGCACUACCGCCGCCUGGUGGCCCAGGAGCGCGAGCGCGCCCAGCUCACGACCGCCACAGGAGGUGGAGGCGCGCUGAGUUCCUCUCUGGGACGCCUACCGUCCCCUCUGGGCAGCCUGGCUCCUCUCAGAGGUCUGGACGCCCCCGGCCCGGCCCCCCUGUCUGGCCCUGCUCCCGCUCUCCGGCGCACCCUCGGGAGCUCCGGGGGACUGGAGCCGCUAAAGACAUCGCUUGGGAGCCUUCGGGGCAGUGGAGCCUCGAGUGUUUUGGGAAACAGGAAGGAGGAGCGAGUGUCCCUCACUCUGCCUGGCUUUGAUGAUGAUGAAGAUGAUGAUGACAAUGAGGAUGAGAAAAUCUCAGAAAACGUGGUGCAGUACAACCUAAAGACAAGUUUAAGGCCAAGUCCUCGUGGUUCAGACCGGUUAUUGAAGAACCUUCACCUGGACCUGGACGCACUCGGAGGAGGCCUCCAGUAUGAGGAGUCUCUGAGGGGCCGCCACCUCCACCUGUCCUCACUGAGGGGCAGCAGAAACCACGUCAGUGAGGAGGUGGCCCGUCCUGAACAGGAAAUAGAAAAAGAGUUAACUGAGGUGGUGGAGGAGGAGGAGGAGGAGAAGGAGGAUGUUCAGGUAGAAAAGGGAGAGGAUGAAGCAGGGGAGGGAGGGACGGAGGAGAGAGGAGGUGAGGAAGAUAGGGACGAGGAAAAAGUCAAAGAAGAAGUGGAUGAGAUGCAGGAUGAGCAGGGAGGAAGUAAAAGGUCUAUAGAAAGCAAGAAGGAGUUGGAUGAGGAAGAGAGCGACGAGAUAGAAGUGGAGUGCGGCGAAGGCGGUGAUGAAGAGUCCGAAAACAUUGAACACAGUAAACAGCAGGAGAGCAAUGAAAGAGAGGAAAGGGACAGUGAUAAGGGCUGUUGUGCUGAAGGGGAGAGUUUACAUAAAGAGAAAGAAGAGGCGAAGGAAGAGGUGCAAGCAGAAGAAGAAGAUAAAUAUGAAUUUGAGGACGGUAGCGAUGAAGAUUUGAAGAAAUCUUCCAAAAGUGGUCAAGAUGUUGGAAGUGAAAAGGAGGAAAAAGAAGGGGAUGAACUUGAGAAAAGCGUAGAUAUCGAAGAAGGGCAGGAGAAGAGCGAGGAGGAGAUAGAUGGGGAAAGGGAGAAGGAGGAGGAGGAGGAGGAGGGUGAGAACGAGGAAGCUUUGGAGAGAUGCUCCCUGAGCCAGAGGGAAGUGACAGAGAGCGACGAGCUUUCCGAAAAGAUUCUGGACCUGUCCGGCACUGUGAGUCCUCUGGAGAGGGAGGAGACAAAAGAGGAAGAGAAGAAAGAAGGAGGGACAAAGACGAAGAAGGCAGAGGUUGCAAAGAGGAUUUUGCAGGAUUCUAGCAAAGACAACCCUUCAGCGUCUAAAGUGGACCGAUUCGUCCUCCACCAGUCCAGCGCCUCCCUCUCAAAUUCUUCUCUUUCGGAGCAAGGCGUCGGGCUCCAUCCAAAAACGGAAAGCCUCGGCACCUCUUUGGUCAUACAAAGGCCGGAAACCUCCAGAGGCCGGCUGUCCCGCACCCCCAACACCCAACUAGACGAUGAUGAAACCUUCUUCAAAAUCCAAAAGAGCCCAAGGGAAGAGGAGCCAAGCUGGAGAGUCAGAAGGGACAGAGAGAAGAAGGACAGGGAGAAUGAGGAGGAGGAGGAGAGAAGGAGAGAGGAAAGGAGCCUGAAAGAGAGGAAGGACGAGAGGGAGAGGACUAAGGCUGACAUAGAGGAGACGGCGCAGAGGACGCGCUUACUUUCUUCACUGCAGGAAGACCGAGAGCAGCUCCAGGCCUCGCAUGCUGUCCAACUGGAGAAACUCCGCUUGCAGCUCAACACACAGAUUCAGAAGACACAGCUGACACACUCGCGCAAGGAGUCAGAACUGGAGGAUCUGACAGAUAAGAUGGAGCUUAGAGCCAAAGAGCUGAAGAGCCAGGAGGCCAUGCUGCAGAACAAGGCAGCAGAUCUGAAGAGGAGGAGGAGGAAACUUGGGGAGGAAGAAGAGGAAGUGGACAGGCAGAUAGAGGUAAGACCUCCAACGUUUUCCUAAUAAAAAGAACAAUAUUAAAACACUCAACCAUCUCUCCCCACGUGUGUGUGUGUGUGU
Notothenia coriiceps (black rockcod) is the source of this 2394-nucleotide messenger RNA. NCBI's taxonomy places the organism in Eukaryota, Metazoa, Chordata, Actinopteri, Perciformes, Nototheniidae. The record is from RefSeq and is a predicted model, not a curated record.